Molecule: messenger RNA, 3267 nt
Organism: Coniosporium apollinis CBS 100218
Lineage: Eukaryota; Fungi; Ascomycota; Dothideomycetes
Exons: 1
Coding region: 1-3267 (1088 amino acids)
Cellular component (GO): cytoplasm
Molecular function (GO): protein binding
Source: RefSeq, a predicted model, not a curated record
AUGCCAUCAUUCGAGGCCGAACAAGAGGAAGAAGGAUGGGAAACAAUCGCCCCCGGAGUCAGACGACGUACGGUUCAGUCUGAUAAGGGCCUGCGAAUCAUUUCCGAGGAUCGAAUUGAGACGCAGGAUGAGCUCAGCGUGGGGCAAAUACACGCGCUCCCCGACGAAGAAUGGGCACCGAUCGCUCUCAGAAUGAAUGGGGCUAGGGGACUACAUCGGGCUGAUGCCCUGGCGAACGCGCGAAAACGACUCCGUCAGUUCCCGCGGUACAUGGAAUAUAAUAGUCAGCUUGGCUACGCAAUCAGUCUCGAGAGCGCGGAAGGACUAGAGGACCUCUUACGAGGCCGCAGCGGUGGUGAUGGCGGUCGCGAUGUUAGCGGGGAUGCUAAUGCAUUAGAUCCGAAUACAGCAUACGCUGGCCAGACUGCCCUAUACCAUGCCGUGUCGUCGAACAAGAUCCAGCAUGCGCGCAUGCUGCUAGACUAUGGCGCUGAUCCGAAUAUAUAUUCUGUCUAUCCGAACUACGAUGGCGACGAUCUGUGGCAGACGCCAUUGCAUUGCGCAGCCAGCGACUGGCGACCCGAUCUUGUCCAACUCCUCAUUGCGCAUGGAGCAAAUGUGAACGCGCUGAGUUUACUGAAGGGUCAAACUGCUUUGCACCAUGCUGUGCUUGCUGCUAGGUUCUGGACCCUGAGACGUGACUGGGCGGACCUUGAACUGGUCAUACGUUACCUGAUAUCUGCUGGUGUAGACGUCAACGUUCGGGAUGAAAAUUUGCUUGCGCCGCUGGAUAUAUGGAUGGCUAUCGACACAACUCACAAAGACAAGGACUUCCGCUCCAUCUCAGAUCUCAUGCUUAGAGCUGGAGCUGAUAUCAAUGCCCCUGGGAUGGGAGGAAAUUCUUCCUUCCUUCUCUCAGCUGAGUCAGCUUCCUUAGGAGGGCCAUCUGAUCUCUUCCGUUUGCUGCUCGAGCAUGGAAGUCCAAAUGUUAAUCAGCAGAAUCAUGACGGAGAUACGGCUUUGCAUCUGCUCGUGGAGCGGGGGGCUCUGGACGGUGUCAUAUUGGCCAUGAAUGCGGGGGCGAAUCCAAAUAUCCAAGGUGGGAAUGACGAGACGCCGUUGCACAGAGCUGCUGGGAGACGAGGAUAUCACGAGAUUGUAGAACAGCUUCUUGUGUCCGCUGAUCCCACUAUACAAAGAACGGAUGGGAAAACGGCGAUCGAGUUGGCGCUGAUGGCGGGUGGCAUCAAAGAAACGAUGCAGGCAUUCAUGCAACAUCCUACAAGUCGUUCCUUCAUCAACACGGAAAAGAACGCUUUGAAGGUUGCCGCACUUCAAUCUGGCACUUCUUCAUCGAGGUUUGACGAACUCGUAGGGGACCUAAGCACAGAUUCCUCGUUGGCAAACUCACCGGCUGGACGAACUCCACGCUCGCAAGGUUCUUUGCCAGUACUUCCAGCCGCGACUGAUUCCAGUGCCGCAAGCCACCCGGAAUCUGCAGCGUUUGUCAAAUCCGUGCAAGCUUUCGAGGACCUGAAGACACAAGCGCAGCAGUCCGAAGGGGUGAGAACUUUCCCCAGAAGACUGGUUGAUAUCAACACAGGCCAGAUCGUGCCCGGAGACAUCUCCAUGAAGUACGUUAUCGCCUCGUACCUUUGGUCACCUGAGAAAACCCCUGGUGUUCCCCAAGAUUCAGAGGCUUAUGAACCCAUUCAUGAGACUUUACAAAGGAUAGCAGAAGCCUGUCGGAAAUACCCCAAUCUCAUCGAGAUGAUUCCUGCCCCAUUCGAGGGCGCCGCCAGACUGAGAUGGCCCUCGAAAGACGUCUAUCCUAGUGAACCCAACCCCAGAUAUCUGAGUGAGGUGUACUGGCUCGUUGGCCGAGAAGCCUGUCGCCGCGGACUUCAUUUCAUCUGGAUUGACAGUUUUUGUAUUGACCAGAAGGAUGAGAGGGACAAAGCGGAGCAGAUCCCCUUUAUGGCGGACUAUUACAGAAACGCUGAUUGUUGCGUCGUGGUGUCCGAGAGCCUUCGUCGCCGCCUCAGACCAGAAUUCGAUCCAUCGAGAGAGUUCUUCGAUAGCGGCGACUCCAUAACAGAUCGACUGCUCGGGUGGACUAUCGGCUUCCACUACAAUCGCGUCUGGGUAUUCCAAGAAACCAAACUCGCCAAAGAAGUGAUUACCCGAGCCGGUGACGUUCGCAUCAAAACGACAGAAGUGUUACGACCGGAGUUUCCCAAAGAGGAUCCAAGUGCCAACCAACUUUGGCUCUCGGCUCCACGCACUUAUCAUGAAGCUCCGCGUGAUCCAAGAAAGAGAACAGAGGCCGCGAUCGGCAAAGCCAUCCAGAAACUGCCGUUGUCCGGAUCACGUCUAGUCGGAAACUGGCCAUUGUCAAUCGACUUCUGUAUGAUUCUUCUUAGGGAUCGUGCCUCGGGCUUUCAACAUGACAAGAUAUAUGGCAUAUUGGGGCUCUUCCCAGCCUCAAUCAGACGGGCUGUCCCAAUCGACUACAAACUCCCCUUAUCUACCGUCUUCGCUAUUUUCGUCUACCUCCGUAUCCAAUCCGGCGACUUGAUUGCGCUUUCGCUCGUCCGCGCCCCGGAUCAUCCGCCCCACGGCAUCCCAAACGCCCCGUCCUGGCUUCCUUCAGGCUAUGGCUUCAUCUACAGCGACGUUCUUGACCUAGAGUUUGACCCAUCGUUGAAUUUUCGGCGAGAGGGCGCAGACAAGAUACAUCUUUGCAUGCCCUUCGUACGCAUCGCGGACUGCUAUCGUCUCGAUGACAGUGUCUUCGGCGGCGAUCCUGCUGCAAGACACGGUAACAUCCUCCUCCGCUUUAUGGAUAGGCACAAUGCCCUCCUUCCCCAAAUUCGCCGUGCCGCCGUUGAGCCCGUCGAUCCGGAUUACAACCUCACGUCAGACGAGAAUUUUGGCACUGGCGGCGCGUAUAUCAUUCGUCCAUCUCUGGAACCCACGCAGAUCUCUGCCUCCGAAGCGGCAAAAGUCGCAGAAGAGCGAGAACGGAGGAGAUUGGUCAUUCAGGCUGCUGCUAGAGAAGACAGGGCUGUUGUUGCACUGCUCGGAAUGGAAAAGAGAGGGAGUAAGGCCAGUGAUUUCAUGUUGGACACGGUUUGGCUGGUGUUAUGUGCGGAAGUUAGUACUGGGAGGUGGCGAAGGGAAGGAAUUAUGGUUUUGGACCAAGUCAGCGUAGAUCGGAUGGCUAAUCCGGACGUGCGAGAGGUCCAGGAGUUCUGUAUCGUAUAA